AUGCGAUGCAUUUGGCUCUUGUGGUCCUCUCUUGCCUGGCUUGCGGCUAUACUAUGUACAGUUGGAUGUCUCCUACCAUACUGGCUUAAGGGAUCCGUGUACCUUAUUUCUCCAGGUUCUACGAUAACCCGAAAAGAACAACCCAAUUUGGAUAAUGGAGAAUCCGGUGUGGUCCACUCUAUUCCGGAAUCGCAAAUAGCAUUUCCUACCGAUUUGGGAUUAUUUCGACGUUGCGGUUACCCGAUUUAUGCUGGCUGGAUUUCCGCGGAUCCGGUAAACACGCAUCCUCGUACACGUCCCGGUCGUAGUCGUGGCCGUCCACCGGUACAAUGGCAAACCGGUUGUGGACAUUACACUCACCUGACACAUAUGCCUCAUUUAGCCUGGCAUAUUGGAUUUCUCUUACUUGUCAUAGCCUGUGCACUACAAUUCUUCACCACAUUCUUCUUGUUUCUCAUGGGAUUUCAACUGUAUUUGAUUACGGUGCGGUCCAUCUAUCGCUCCUGUCAGUCAUUGCUUCUCAUUGCUGGUAAGUUCAAACAAAGAUAG
This is a messenger RNA of Echinostoma caproni, 549 nucleotides long. Lineage: Eukaryota; Metazoa; Platyhelminthes; Trematoda; Plagiorchiida; Echinostomatidae. The record is from the annotation of a GenBank genome assembly.